Messenger RNA from Colossoma macropomum (tambaqui), 4261 nucleotides. It is a transcript of the gene ift122, whose product is annotated as intraflagellar transport 122 homolog (Chlamydomonas). Gene Ontology annotation, biological process: non-motile cilium assembly; protein localization to cilium; intraciliary retrograde transport. Lineage: Eukaryota; Metazoa; Chordata; Actinopteri; Characiformes; Serrasalmidae. The transcript is spliced from 29 exons. Gene Ontology annotation, cellular component: non-motile cilium; intraciliary transport particle A. The record is from RefSeq and is a predicted model, not a curated record. Gene Ontology annotation, molecular function: protein binding. The coding region runs from base 112 to 3690 and encodes 1192 amino acids.
ACAGGGGUCCGUUAGCAACAUCACUGUUGUAUCACACUAAAGACCUGUUGAUAUCAACAUCGAGCGAGCGGAUUUGAACAGGCUAGUUAACUUUUAACGGUAAAAACGACAAUGCGAGCUGUUCCCACAUGGAUAGACAAAGUGCACGACCGUGACAAAGUCGAGCAAUGUAUUUAUGACCUGGCCUUCAAACCAGAUGGCAGUCAGCUCAUAGUAGCAGCUGGAAAUAGAGUACUGGUUUAUGACACAGCAGAUGGAACACUUAUUCAGCCACUGAAAGGACACAAAGACACUGUGUACUGCGUGGCCUACGCUAAGGAUGGAAAACGAUUUGCAUCAGGCUCUGCAGACAAAAGUAUAAUCAUCUGGACAUCAAAACUGGAGGGCAUUCUCAAAUACACCCAUAAUGACUCAAUCCAGUGUGUAGCCUACAACCCCGUCACGCACCAGCUUGCCUCCUGCUCCUCAGGGGACUUUGGUCUUUGGUCUCCAGAGCAGAAAUCUGUCUCCAAGCACAAAGUCAGCAGCAAGAUCACAUGUUGUGGCUGGACAAACGAUGGCCAGUACCUGGCUCUGGGCAUGAUGAGCGGGGUUGUGAGCAUCAGGAACAAGAACGGAGAGGAGAAGGUGAAGAUUGAGCGGCCGGGGGGCUCCUCCUCUCCCAUCUGGUCUAUUGCCUGGAACCCGUCCAAGGAUGAACACCAUGAUAUCUUGGCGGUGGCUGACUGGGGACAAAGGCUGUCCUUCUACCAGCUCAGUGGGAAACAGAUUGGGAAGGACAGACAAUUGAACUUUGACCCUUGCUGCGUGAGCUAUUUCUCCAAGGGUGAGUACAUAGUGAUGGGCGGCUCAGACAAGCAAGCAUCCCUCUACACUAAAGACGGCGUCCGACUUGGAACCAUCGGAGAGCAGAACUCGUGGGUCUGGACCUGUCGCGUCAAACCAGACUCUAACUAUGUGGUGGUGGGUUGUCAGGACGGCACUAUAGCAUUCUUCCAGUUGAUCUUCAGCACGGUGCAUGGCCUAUAUAAAGACCGCUAUGCCUACAGAGACAGCAUGACCGAUGUCAUCGUCCAGCACCUCAUUACUGAGCAGAAAGUGCGUAUAAAGUGUCGCGAGUUGGUGAAAAAGAUCGCCAUCUACCGAAGCCGCCUCGCUAUCCAGCUACCGGAGAAGAUCCUCAUUUACGAACUGUAUUCAGACGACUCCUCUGACAUGCACUACCGUGUUAAGGAGAAAAUCUGCCGACGCUUCGAGUGUAAUCUGCUCGUUGUCUGCUCUCAACAUAUCAUACUCUGUCAGGAGAAGAGACUGCAGUGUUUGUCGUUUACCAGCGUGAAGGAGAAGGAAUGGAUCAUGGAGUCUCUGAUUCGCUACAUCAAAGUGAUUGGCGGCCCACCGGGGAGGGAGGGGCUUCUGGUCGGUCUGAAAAACGGAGCAAUUCUGAAGAUUUUUGUGGAUAACCCAUUCCCCAUCACCCUGCUGAAGCAGAACACAUCUGUGCGCUGCCUGGACAUGAGCACGUCCCGCAGCAAGCUGGCCGUGGUGGACGAGCACAACACCUGCCUGGUCUAUGACAUCCACACCAAAGAGCUGCUCUUCCAGGAGCCCAAUGCAAACAGUGUGGCCUGGAACACGCAGUGUGAAGACAUGCUGUGUUUCUCUGGCAGCGGCUAUCUGAACAUCAAGGCCAGUAAUUUCCCCGUUCACCAGCAGAAGCUGCAGGGAUUUGUAGUCGGCUACAAUGGCUCCAAAAUCUUCUGCCUCCACGUCUACUCAAUGGCUGCAGUGGAGGUGCCUCAGUCAGCUCCAAUGUAUCAGUAUCUGGAGAGGCGGAUGUUUAAGGAGGCCUAUCAGAUCGCGUGUCUGGGUGUGACUGACAGUGAUUGGAGGGAUCUGGCUACAGAGGCUCUGGAGGGACUGGACUUCGACACAGCCAAAAAGGCCUUUAUCAGAGUCCGAGACUUGCGCUAUCUUGAGCUCAUCAACAGCAUUGAAGAAAGGAAGAAAAGAGGUGAAAGCAACAGCGAGCUUUUUCUGGCCGACGUCUACGCUUACCAGGGCAAGUUCCACGAGGCCGCCAAACUCUACAAGAGAAGUGGCCAUGACAACAGAGCACUCACCAUGUACACCGACCUGCGCAUGUUUGAGUACGCCAAGGACUUCCUGGCCUCAGCAGAUCCGAAAGACACAAAGCUGCUGAUGAAGAAGCAGGCGGACUGGGCCAAGAACAGUAAGGAGCCUCGUGCUGCAGCUGACAUGUACCUGACUGCGGGAGAGAACAUGAAGGCCAUCGAGAUCAUCGGAGAGCACGGCUGGGUGGACAUGUUGAUAGAUUUGGCACGUAAGCUUGAUAAAGCGGAGCGCGAGCCGCUGGCCAGGUGUGCUGAAUUCUUCAAGAAGUUGGAUCACCAUGGUUACGCGGCCGAGACCUACUCCAAAAUGGGUGACCUGAAAGCUUUAGUGCAGCUGCAUGUAGAGGCCAGGCACUGGGAUGAGGCUUUCUCUCUGGUGGAGAAGCAUCCUCAGUACAAAGAUGAUGUUUAUGUGCCAUAUGCACAGUGGCUGGCCGAAAACGACCGCUUUGAGGAGGCCCAGAAAGCUUUCCACAAGGCUGGGCGGCAGGCAGAGGCUGUUAAGGUUCUGGAGCAGCUCACCCACAACGCCGUUGUGGAGAGCAGAUUCAAUGAUGCCUCAUACUACUACUGGAUGCUCUCCAUGCAGUGUCUGGACAUAGCACGAGAUAAUGAGGAGAAGAAGGAGGAGAUGUUGAAGAAGUUUCACAGUUUUCAGCACUUAGCUGAACUGUACCACGUCUACCACUCCAUCCAUCGCUACAUGGUCGAGCCCUUCAGUUCAAACAUGCCUGAGACUCUUUUCAACCUAUCAAGAUUUCUCUUCCACAACUUGACCAAAGACAUUCCACUGGGCAUCUCUAAAGUGUACACUCUGUAUGCUUUGGCUAAGCAGAGUAAAGCUCUCGGGGCCUAUAAAGUGGCCCGGCACGCCUUCGAAAAGCUUCAGGGCCUCAAGAUUCCUGCAAGAUUCCAGGAGAGCAUGGAGCUCAGCUGCCUCACCGUCCGGUCUAAACCCUACCAUGACAGUGAGGAACUGAUUCCGAUGUGUUUUCGAUGUUCCACCCACAACCCGCUGCUGAACAACCAGGGCAAUGUCUGUGUUAACUGUAGGCAGCCUUUCAUAUUCUCAGCCUCCUCUUACGAGGUUCUUCCCUUGGUCGAGUUCUAUCUGGAGGAGGGGAUCACUGAUGAAGAGGCCGUGUCUCUGAUUGACCUGGAAGUUCCUCGAGUGGACAGGAAGACAGCCCGCUGGCAGGAAAUGAGCAGCGGGGAAUCUCAGUCGCUAAAACUGGAUGAUGAUGAUGAUGUGGAAAGAACUGAGGUGGAUCCCUUUACUGCCAAACUGAGCUUCGAGCAGGGGGGGUGCGAUUUUGUUCCUGUUGUGGUCAGUCGUGCAGUGUUGAGGUCCAUGUCCAGAAGAGACGUUCUAAUAAAGCGCUGGCCAAAGCCACUGAGCUGGCAGUACUAUCGCUCUCUGCUGCCUGAUGUCAGCAUUACCAUGUGUCCAUCCUGCUUUCAGAUGUUCCACAGUGAGGAUUAUGAGCUCCUGGUUCUGCAGCACAAUUGCUGUCCUUACUGCCGCAGACCCUUCGACGAACCCGAACUAGCUUAGCAUAACAAAUCUAUGAGGCUGCUGUAUAGAUGGCAUAUUUACAGGAUCUAUGGAGAUGUGGUCUCUGUGGUGGUCAGUGAAUGUGUGUGCGUGUUGGGUGUUUGUGUGAUGAUAGGGUUUAGGUGGUGAUGAUUCUGAAGCCGUAAGAAAAGCGCCACCUCAGCCGAUCACUCUGAUAGGAUUAAAGGGAUCAGAACACUCAGCAAAAGGAGAUUACAGCGUUUGAAAGGUACUGGAGUGUGCAAGAUCUUUCACCAAGACUCUUUUAUAGGGACCUUUUCUCAGUCUUAAAAACAUUUUCCAUUGUUUUCCUUCAGAAAAUGAAAAAUGAGUGCAUAAAGGCCUUUUUGUGUGUGGUUUAUGUGUUCAUUGUUUAAUCUGAAGGGUUUUUUAAUAUCUGUUUUGAGGAUCUGUAUGAGGAAAAUGCAGAACUACCUUCCAUGUAUUUCACUAAUAUACUUAUACUAUUGUAUAUUAAAUGUUACCUUGUAAUAAGCUAAAUGUCUGUUCCUUAAACAUUCUACUAUUUUUGUAAUUUAUUCAGUUUCAAUAAAACCUUUUUUCAUAUGAA